AUGCCGCUCUUGGAGGCAACACCAGAGCCUAUGGCACGAGUGUUGCGUUCCUCCUCCUGGACACCUGGGCGCAGAACCCUUGAGCUUGGAAAUUCUUCUGGAUUGACUGGUUUGGUUCGCAUCUUCUUGGUCCACACCACGCUGCUCAAAAUGCCACAGGAGUUGGCCCUCACUGUGCCAGAAGAACUCUUGCACCAGGCAGAUGAAUCGGCUUGGCAUCGAAACCAAAAUAGUUCAGUCAUGGCCUCCAGAGCACUGAGCAGCCCAGCCUUUGUGGGUGGAGCAAUCCUUCCCUUUUCCGCGGCUCCACAUUUCGGAACCGCCAAGACCAAAGCCACCGGCGCAGCACGUGGGACAAGUGGCAAAUAUGGCAUCUAUUCCUGUGCUGCGGCUGCAGCAAUCACUACUCUCCAGGCCAGACGGAUGAGGAAUGUCAAAAGAGCAGCUUGUGGUCCAGCCACGACGGGUGUCCUCAACAAAGCUGAGAAGCUGCAGGUCCCUCAAUUCCUAUUGGGCAAUGUCGACAUUUUCAUUUUCGAUUGUGACGGUGUCAUUUGGAGAGGCGACUCUGUGAUUCCAGGGAUCCCACAGGUAAUUGACAAGCUGCGAGCUGAUGGCAAGACACUCUUCUUUGUGACAAACAACUCCACCAAGAGCCGGGCCGGAUACAAGUCGAAGUUCACUUCGUUGGGCUUGGACGUGCAGCCAGAGGAGAUUUUCUCUUCAUCGUUUGCUGCAGCAGCAUAUUUGGAGCAGACGAAAUUCAAGGACACUGGCAAGAAGGUCUACAUCAUCGGAGAGAAAGGUAUUUCUGAGGAGCUUGAUUUGGUUGGCAUCCCCUGGUUGGGUGGUGAGGGAGACAAAGACCAGGCACCGAACUUGGGUUCAGGAGGCAAAGUGGAUGUGGACCACGACGUAGGAGCUGUGGUUGUCGGUUUUGACCGCCACAUCAACUACUACAAGUUGCAAUAUGCCCAGUUGUGCUUGAACGAGUUGCCAGGUUGCGAAUUUAUUGCCACCAACAUGGACCGUGUGACGCAUCUGACAGAUGCGCAGGAAUGGGCAGGAAAUGGGACUAUGGUAGGAGCUGUCUCAGGUUGCACAGGAAGAGAACCAACAGUUGUCGGGAAGCCUGCUCCACUGAUGAUUGACUACAUUGCCCAGAAGUAUGGCAUCUCCGAUCGUUCCCGCAUUUGCAUGGUCGGCGACCGCUUGGAUACCGACAUUGCUUUUGGACGCAACAAUGGCCUCAAGACAUGCUUGACACUCUCAGGUGUUACAAGUGAGGAUGAACUCAUGGAUCGGGUGCCCCGAAAGAAAGGUACUGAGGGAAUCCAGCCAGAGUUCUAUGUGGACACCAUUUGCGACUUCUAUGGCAUCCGGAUCUCGUCGGAUCUCCGCAUCACAAGCUUGCUGUUCAACUUCGUCUGCCGAGUCAUCGGCGUGAUUGCCACCUUGCGAGGCAGCAGGUUCCGGGCCUUCUUCUUCGACAAAGCGAUUAUCCGGUCUGGCUCACGGACACAUUGGCAUUGUGGAAUGCUCCAUCAAGAUAAGAAGACAGUUCAAAAGCUCCUCCGGGGCGCUGAUGUGAAUCGCUGGCAAGCCGUGGUCCAAGCAUGCCAGACCCACAAUGAGUUCGAGCGCAUCGAGGGCUAUAGUCCUUUCCAAUGGGCGUUCGGACGCCAGCCAACUAUGUCCAAGAGAUUUCAUGAUGCUGGCUACGACGACCCGCGGUGGACUUCGUCCCCAGUUCCAUCGAGCAACAUGGCUGCUAAUUUGAAGCUUCAAGUUCAAGCCCAACAAAACUUUUUGAAGCUCCAGUCACAAGAGGCCAUCACUAGAGCUGCCAACUCCAAGACCCGCAGAGCUUUGGUUUUCCUUCCAGGUGAUUUGGUUUUCUUCAAGCGCAUCAAGCCACCAGCUCAGCCCCAGGCAAGCGCGCGGCUGGCACACAAGAUAUGGCGCUGGUAUGGGCCAGCUCGUCAGAGUAGCUCUAGUGCUAGCCGGGUAGACCUUGAUCGGUACCUCACCGAUCCCGCGUAUGCGCCAGCGCCGCAUGCCACGCAGAGCAGCAAUCGCUCGACCUCCGAGCUCUUCCAGCAGCCGAUGUUCAAGAAACGUCGGAAAGAACUUGGAGUGAGCGACGCUGAAGAGUUUUUGGUUUCAUCAUUUUUCAUGUCCGAUGGCACCUCGCCCUUGGAAGGAAUGGCCUGCGCCAUCGAGCUCCCCAUGCCUGACGAGGCCAGCGACUGGAGGCGCCUGAAACGCUCUCCCGACGCCUUCUACGCCAAGAAGAUCAAAGGAGCAGAAUUACAGUGGCACCUCUUGACAGUGGACCAGAAGAAGGAGCUCGAGGUCGCAAAGCAGGCCAAAGAGGAAUGGGCAGAAGCUUUGACGGGAAUCGAGCAGAUCAACUUCGAGAGCCGGCCAGACCAUGAGUUGGCCAAUGCUGAUGGGCUCACUCAGAACUUCGUGGAGUCCUUGGUCGAGCUUGCUGUGAGCCGCGUCCCCACGGCACUAGUGGUGGACGCGGGAGCUUUGUAUGAUGUGCUCCAAAAGAAGGAUUUGAAUAGCUCGGCAGCAGGUUUGAAGGACAAGUUUUCGUCCUUGGAAGUUUUGUGCCUCCUUGAGUCACUGAGCCGGAUGGAGACCACGGUUCGGUGGUCUGAGGCCCAACUGGCCGACGCUUUGACCAAGCCCUUUGCCACCGGGAGUGCUCCAGAAAGCGCUGAUCGAGGGCUGUUGGACCUUGGCCUUCGAUCCAACCAGCGUGAAGAAGCUUCGUGCGAAGGCAAGGGAGUUGAAGCCUGA
Durusdinium trenchii is the source of this 2811-nucleotide messenger RNA. The record is from the annotation of a GenBank genome assembly. NCBI's taxonomy places the organism in Eukaryota, Dinophyceae, Suessiales, Symbiodiniaceae.